GGACAAAAUAUCUUUACGUUGAUGUUAUCUACCCCUAUGAUGUAAUCGAAUCGUCCAAGGUCAUGUGACUGAUAAGAUGGCUGCCGUUUGUUAGUUAGGAGUAAAAUCGGCGUGUUUCCCUUCAUUUCAGCCGAAAUUAAGUCGAAAAGAGGAACAGAAAAUCAGCCAUCGCUAUGGCAGGAGCUGCAGAAGAUUACAGCGAAUAUCUGGGCGCGAAAACAGCUCGGAUAGCUUCAGCAGAGCAGGUGGAAAACUAUACGGUUUAUGUAAUCGAAGUGACUGCAGGAACGAACACCUGGACAGUCAGACAUCGCUACAGCGAAUUCAGUGAACUCCAUGAAAAGCUCUUGUCGGAGAAGAAAGUAGACAAGAAUGCACUUCCUCCCAAGAAACUGCUGGGAAACAUGUCUAAGUCUUUUGUGGAGAAGAGACAGAAGGAACUGGAAGCUUAUCUACAGAUGCUGUUAGAAAAACACCAAGACUGCAUCCCCAAAGUUCUCGAACGGUUUUUAGACUUCCAUUUGUAUGAAAUUUUUGGGGUGACCCACGCUUUGGCUGAGGAGCUCUUCACUAAAGGUGACAUGAUCCUGUCAGCAGGAGAGGUGUUCCACAUGACCCCCAUGCAGCUGCACGCCAUCUCCACCAGGCUGCAGAUGCCCAUAUCCCCUUGUCACUCGGAAGAUGCCCGGAGUGAUCUGAGCCAUGUCUUAGACUUUGUCUACAAGUUGAAAUACCUCCAGGUAACUGGUGCUGAAGGCAACCUGGGCAGCAGCAAUAUCAGUGUGAGCAGUCUGUCAUUUGACAUGGCCAUGUUUAAAUGUCUGCAGCAGGUGCAGAUCACUCAGUGCAAUGCCAAGCUUGUGACAGGCCUAGACUCUCUGAAGAAGACUUUAGCAACGUUAGGGGUGCAUCAGUCUACAUCAGCAAUCAAGGAUGUCCUGAUCCCAGCAGCAUCGUCCAUCAGCCAGUGGAAGACAGAAGAGGAGACCCAGGACUACCUGCUGUCCACCGUGGUGCCUGUCUGGGGUGUCAUCACUACAGCAGACUUCAGCCACAACCAGAUACAGCACAUCGAUGAAUCACUGAAACUGAUCCCUAAGGUGGAGUUUCUUAGUCUGAGCCACAAUGCCAUCUCCACGUUGGACCACUUACAGCACCUCUCGUGUUUGACCCACCUGGACCUGUCCCAUAACAACCUGACCACAGUAGAUGCCCUCCACACUAAGAUAGGCAACGUCAAGACUCUCAACCUGGCAGGGAACAAGCUGGAGACGUUAGAGGGGCUGUCUAAGUUGUACUCACUUGUCACACUAGAUGUGGGGCAUAACACCAUCUAUCAGGUGUCCGACAUGAAGCACAUUGGUACCCUGCCCUGCAUCGAGUCUGUUCUCCUGAAUGGUAACCCCGUUACCAUGGUUACUGACUACCGUACCAAAGUCCUGGCCACAUUUUACGACAGAUCAAAAGAGGUAUGUUUGGAUGGUGUUACCACAAGUCAGAAGGAACAGGACACAGUUGCAGUUCUACAGGCUAUACAGAAGGCAAAACUAGCCAAAGAGAGGGAUUCCAAGAGGCACCACAAGAAGCUGCAUGCUGCGUCCAUAGUGGACGCUGACUCGGCAGACACAAGCUCCAAUGCUUCCUCCGUCAGCCAAGGAGUAGAUGUGUUGUCCACCAGUGAAGAGUACUUACGGUUUGAAGUUGAGGCACUCCGACAACAGGGGGGAGAGAAUUGGUUGACAGCAUUCAACGUCAGGCAAGAGGAUCCACAGCCAUUGCUUCUCAGUCCACAAAGGUCUCCUCGCCAGUCCCCAGUGUCAUCUCCGUCCACCAAGCGCCGCUCACGUCAUCGUCAUUCAGGUCACAGGUCACCAGCCAGGGCACGAUCGCCUGCGCCAUCUCAGGGCAGUAACCCAGCACACGUGCACCCCAUCCAGGAUGUCAGGUCAACUCUUGACAUCUCACCUCUCGCUAGGCCAACCUCUCUUCCACUGCUGCAAAAGACAGACCUGCCAAAAGUCAAUGUGGAAGAGGAGAAGCCAAAGGAAACUCCUAAUUUGGCAACCCUGGAGAAUGCUGGGUUUGCUGACUAUCUGAAACAGGUCAUCCACCAGAAACAUGAAGAAACUGAAAAUUCAUCAGAUGAAAGCGAACAUUUGAAGCACAUUCUCUUUGCCGGUUGCCUCUCCAAAGACAGUCCUUAUUCAGAGUUUCCAGCAUGCUUUGUGACAACAAGCAAAGCUGUGCAUGUCCUAAAAGCUUUGGAAUUCCCAUCAGCCAUUGCAGGUGUACCCAUGAUGCAGCACUUCUGCAGUGUGCCUUUGGCGACGUUGCAACAAAUGGUGGUAGGCCUGUUCAGCCAGACUGUUACAAUAGAAGGUACAGACACAAGAGUCACUGUGAUCACUGGUAGCUCAUACAAAACACAGGCUAUGGUGAAAGUGAUAUCAGAAAGCUUUGAGGAGGAAACUAAGGAAAAGGCUAUGGUAGCACAGCAAGGUGAGGAAAGCUUGGACCGACUCACAAAGAUCUUGAGCAUCACAGAAAACAGAGAGGGAAAGUCACCAGUGGAGAUCAACAACUUUGUUGUCAUCCAAGGACCCAAUCAGGAUCCUUGUAUUGCUAUCCUCACAAAGAAGUAUCUGUACAUCUGCAGAGAGGACCACUCUUAUUGGCCAGUUAUCAGACACACAUUGUCCAAGUCUUACAAGUUGAGCAGCAUUCUGGGUUGGAAGACAGAGAGAAGGGAAUCAGGGCAGCAAUUUCAGACCUGUGUCUCUAAGAUACAACUGGAGAACACACAGGGGUUGGACUUGAACUUCAGAACAAAAGAACAGCAAGACAGUUUCUUGGCAUGCUUGUCGCAGCUAGUUGGUGACAAAGAACAGAAAGUGGGUACUGACAGGCCAUGGAAUGAAGCCGAAGGAAAAAAUAUGUCUCCUGUGAAGGAGAUAAGAACACCCAAAAGUCGCAAGCCUGUGAGCAUCGAGGUCCUCUACUCCAGUCCAGAUGUCCUAGACAGACUCUCCGCAAGCAACGACUUCAAAAGUCUGAGUGUGAGCGAGCCUCUGCAGCAGCUGGCAAGUCUGAAGGGUAUGUCAUUGGUCAGGUACUUUCACGACAAGGUGGCCCAGAUCAGUGCAGACAGUGAGGAGUUGAAGCAUGUGAUGUGGAGCGUGGUCGUGCCUCAUGUGGACCCCAAACAGGAAAUCACAUCCUGCAUCAUGCUAAGUACAAAAGCAGUCUACUUCUUGUCCGAUGACUCCAUCUCGAAGAAGGCACCUCUCAGUGUGCCAUCCCACGUCCGUACGCACAGGAGAACAUCUUCAGACUACUCCGGGGUGAGGAAACUUCACAGCGACAAACAGGUCCACAAAACGUCCCCUCACUCUAGUGGCAUAGUGGAGCCAGGGACACCUUCCUUGAGAAAAGUCGUGAGGUGCAUCCAUACACAGUACAUCGCCGACCUGAAACAGGUGACUGUGGGGCUGUUUGACCAGAGCUUUCGCCUGACGGGUGACUCAAGCGAGAACACGUUUGCCUGCGUCACGCGCGACUUUGACUCGACCCAUAACUUCAUAGAGCAGCUGAUGGGUGUGCUGAGUCUGGGUCUUUCCUCCACAACCACCACCACGCCAACCCCCGAUUUCACAUCCAGUGGCUCCGAUACUGACAUCUAUAAGGAGUUUCUGAAGGCCAGGAACAGUUUGGACGAGUACACCCAUCCUAGCGGUGUGAAGUUCAUCUACCCUAACGAGGAGCUUGUGUCGGAUCUGACCUAUCUUCUAGUGGAGAAGAUGCCUGCGCCAAAACCGGACUACACCAAAGUGACCAUCCUGAUGUACAUGUUAACCUACCAGAUGCAGAGGUCUGACGACGUCUUCACGCUGGGAAAGUUGGAGCCACGUACUGUCGUCAUCACAGACUCGCAUGUUGCUCUUUGUGUGGAAGACCACGUCAGCUAUCCCCUCCCUGACUUCGUCAUCAGCCCUCCCGAGCAUCCCCAUCACGAGGUUCUGGACAUCCAAACCAUCGAGAACCUCAAACGGGUCGCGGUAAGCGAUGAGUCCCCACAGGAUCUCACACUGGUGUUCCACAACGAGGGGGACUUUGUGGUGGAUGUGGCAAAAGAGUACUUCCGGUCUGACGACAGGAGUCCUGGAACGCCAGGAGACGAGAAUGAAAUGUGCUGGAUACUGAUCAUGCAGAGUAGAAAGGAUCGGGAACGGGUGGUGUCAAUGUUGAUGAAGCAAUGGGGCGACGUACAUGGCAAGGGCCUUCCAUUGGUCAAGACUUAGUCUUGCUGAACUUCACUGUGAGUGUAAACACUACUGACAAUCUAAACAAGGAUUGAUGCUUUGCAACCAAGAUCACACUCAAAAUAACAGUAUUUGCAAAAUGGGGUGGGUUUGAUUUUAUCUAUUUCAAUCGAAAGGAUGUCCAAAAAAAUCAUGACUUGUAGAAAACUACUCUAACUUGAGAUGCUGUGGAUUUGAUAAAAAUUAGAAAACACGAACAGAGAGAGAUGUUAUGAAAUCUUUGUGAUUGUAAACUGUAAUGUUAACCAAUUCUCUUCCCAAUGUUGUCAAUGGAAAAAUUGAACAGCAAAAUGUUCUGUGCAUUUUGUAGCUCUUGUACAUAUGUAUGAAGUCUGAAUUUUAAUUCCUGAGUGCCCAACAAAAGCUGCCUUAUGUAUUCUAGGCUCUAUAGUUCUAAUGAAAACACCAAAAAAAAUGUUAUUUUCGCUGGGAGGUUUUUAAUACACAGUUGUACAGAAUGAAGGAAAGCCAAUUGGACAGUGCACAGAAAUUUACAACAUUCAGCGUCUUUAUAGGAUACUUUUUAUUGUUAAUACAAAAUGUACAUGUAGUGUGUACAGGUAUUUUAACUUAUUUUACCCAUAGUUAUGUAAAUACUAUUAGCCAAAAUAGUCUUUGUUUCAUCAUAGAAUGUGGAGACAAACAUGACUCUGAAUGUGCCUCAGUGAAAAAAUAGUGCAGUAUCAUAUCAAUUUAUUUGACAUUUCAAUCAUCAAAGUGCAAUGCCUUUGCAGUAAGAUACAUGUUUACUUUGUUGGUUAAAAGACCAAUGCAUUUGUGUUGGGAUUGCAUAGUAAAACUUAUUACUGCAUAGUUUAAGGUUGUUGGAUAGUCUAUGUUGUAAUAAAUAUGUCA
Branchiostoma floridae (Florida lancelet) is the source of this 5174-nucleotide messenger RNA. Its product is annotated as nischarin-like. Gene Ontology annotation, molecular function: integrin binding; phosphatidylinositol binding; protein kinase binding. Gene Ontology annotation, cellular component: cytoplasm. The record is from RefSeq and is a predicted model, not a curated record. The transcript is spliced from 18 exons. The coding region runs from base 174 to 4298 and encodes 1374 amino acids. NCBI's taxonomy places the organism in Eukaryota, Metazoa, Chordata, Leptocardii, Amphioxiformes, Branchiostomatidae.